GUCAAAAAUGAGAGUGCUAAGACAAAAAAACAAACAUUCCCCCCAGUCUGUUUAGGGUUAAAGGGACUGAUAAAAAAACUCCCAACUUUUGUAGCAUUGCUUUUUACAGGUUUAUUCACAAAAGAUGACAGUUCAGAGAUGCAAUACAAUAUCGUUAUUUUACAUUUUUUUUCUUUACAUUAAAAUUAUUUUGUUUUAAGAGUUUUGAUCGUCAACAGAGUCUCCUCCUUUGUGGCUAACCCUGUAAAAUAAUAAUUUCAGAUCCUACCUGUCUAAGAAUGGUUGUUUCCAGUAUAAAGUUAAAUACUGGUAGAAGCAUACCUAGAGUAGGGUUUGGAACUGGAACCUCAUUCAUCAAUAGAGGAGAUGAUGUUACUCUAGUUGUUCAACAAGCAUAUCAGGCUGGAUUUAGAUUAUUUGAUGGAGCUACUCUUUAUGGUACUGAGGAAGGACUAGGACAAGGUAUAGAAAAACUAGGAGUUGAAAGAAAUACAAUUUUUGUAACAAGUAAAACUCCAGACUGGGCUUGGACAAAGGUAAUUCAAUUGAUAAGAUUAGGUUUUCUUUCACAUCUCAUCUUAUCAAGAAAAUUUGCCAACUCAAGUAUAUUUCGAGUUCUUCUCUUUUUUAAAAAAAGUUACCUUUUUUGAAAUUUAAGUGCAACUCAAAUUCUGAAUAAAAAAAAAUAAUCUUAUAUACUG
Messenger RNA from Eurytemora carolleeae, 701 nucleotides. Its product is annotated as 2,5-diketo-D-gluconic acid reductase A. The coding region runs from base 279 to 650 and encodes 123 amino acids. NCBI's taxonomy places the organism in Eukaryota, Metazoa, Arthropoda, Copepoda, Calanoida, Temoridae. Gene Ontology annotation, molecular function: aldose reductase (NADPH) activity. The record is from RefSeq and is a predicted model, not a curated record. Gene Ontology annotation, cellular component: cytosol. The transcript is spliced from 3 exons.